Molecule: messenger RNA, 420 nt
Organism: Aspergillus bombycis
Lineage: Eukaryota; Fungi; Ascomycota; Eurotiomycetes; Eurotiales; Aspergillaceae
Product: 60S ribosomal protein uL14
Exons: 5
Coding region: 1-420 (139 amino acids)
Biological process (GO): translation
Cellular component (GO): ribosome; cytosolic large ribosomal subunit
Molecular function (GO): large ribosomal subunit rRNA binding; structural constituent of ribosome
Source: RefSeq, a predicted model, not a curated record
AUGUCUGGAAGAGGUCGUGGUUCCUCGGGCAACAAGCUCAAGAUGUCGCUCGGUCUGCCUUGCGGCGCCGUUCUGAACUGCUGCGACAACUCCGGUGCCCGUAACCUGUACAUCAUCUCCGUUAAGGGUACCGGUGCCCGCCUCAACCGUCUCCCUGCCGCUGGUGUCGGUGACAUGGUCAUGGCCACCGUCAAGAAGGGAAAGCCCGAGCUCCGUAAGAAGGUCAUGCCCGCCGUUGUCGUCCGUCAGAGCAAGCCCUGGAGACGCCCCGACGGUAUCUUCCUCUACUUCGAGGACAACGCUGGUGUCAUUGUCAACGCCAAGGGUGAGAUGAAGGGAUCCGCCAUCACCGGCCCCGUCGGAAAGGAGGCUGCUGAGCUCUGGCCUCGUAUCGCUUCCAACUCUGGUGUUGUCAUGUAA